This is a messenger RNA of Phyllotreta striolata, 7692 nucleotides long. NCBI's taxonomy places the organism in Eukaryota, Metazoa, Arthropoda, Insecta, Coleoptera, Chrysomelidae. The record is from the annotation of a GenBank genome assembly.
AUGCUGGAUUCGUCUCCCGAAGAUGAAGAUUUUCCUGGUAGACUUUUACACCAGUCUGCUCUAUGGGACAACACUGAAUUACUCGAAGAUCUCCUAGCAGGAGGACAACAAAAUUUUAUUAAUUCUCAAGACAGCUGGGGUAGGACUCCUCUACACGCGGCUGCUAUUACAGAUAAAUCCAAAUGUCUGCAAUUUCUUUUAAACUCUGGUGCAAAUGCCAACAUUCAUUGUGGUCCUAGAGGUGAAAACAAGACUCCUCUACAUCUAGCCGCCGAACAUGGUCAUGUACAAAACAUUCUAAUCUUGCUACAACACGACGGUGAUAUUUCAAUAAGAGAUAUCAAUGGAAUGACUGCUAUUGAUUUAGCAGAAAAAAACAGACAUGCUAAAUGUGUGAUGGUUCUUAAAGAAGCUGCAGAUGAGAAAGAGAAAGCUAGACUGGAAAUUCACGCUGCUAUAAGAGAUGCAGUCAAUCAAGGCGACAAAAACUCUGUCCAGCAAAUUCUUCAAUCCGUACAAAAAGAUGCCGAACUUAUUGUUAACAUGGCACCGAGUGGUGCAAAUACUUUAUUAUUUACAGCUUGCCAAAUAGGAAACAAAGAAAUCGUGAAAAUACUACUAGAAAACGGAGCUGAUGGUAGAUGUCAUCCUGUAACGAAAUACUCACCCCUUUACAUAGCCUGUUAUAGCGGUCACAAAGAUAUUGUAGAAUUGCUACUGUUGAAAUUUCCGGAACUAGUACAAAUUCACACUGUAGAAAGAUGGUUGCCGAUACAUGCUUGCUGUAUAAAUGGCUACGUCGGCGUUUUGGAACUUUUAUUUCAUUUCCCGUAUCCGAUUCAAGUGCUCAGAAAGUACCGUGACAAAUCCGAACAAUGGGAAUACUUGAUGCCCUUUGACAUAAACGAAAGAGACGCCACCGGACAAAAUAUACUGUACGUUGCCUCUUUACUUGGCAACAAGAAAUUGUUAGAUGUGAUAUUGAAAUUCAGAGUGAAAGCUACUCGGAUAUCAUCGGAAGAUGAUGAUGUUACCCCUAGUUCAGAAGUUAGCGUCGUGACGAGCCCGCUUAAAAGAAGGAUUUCCGAUGGAAUCAUUUCCAUUAUGUCGAAAUUGAAUUUUUCUGUGGAAAAUUCGCCGGAGAAUUCGCCAGAUAAUGAUCCCAACACAAAGAUGAUUUGCCCCUUGCGAAUCGAUACUUAUUGCAACAACAACACAGAAACCGCCCUGCACGCCUCGAUUAAAGGCAAACAUUACGAUAUUACUCUGGCUUUGUUGAACAACGGAGCUAAUCCUAACGCUGUAAUUAAAGCCUAUCAUGAUAUUAACGAUACUUUGAUUUGCUGUUCCGUGGAAGAUGAUACGAAUUAUGGCCAAUCUACAGCAUUGGUAGAAGCUUGUAAAAAUCGAGACGUUCCAGUUGUUGAUUUGUUGCUUAAAAACGGGGCCAGAGAUGACGAGUGCAAGGCUUUGUCUAUUGCUGUUGACAACAACGACGAAACUCUAAUUGCCAAACUUUUAUCAAUUAAGGCUCAUCCGGAUCCGGAAUACAAAAUAAACAAAAAAGCGAUGACGGAGAACGUGAAUUCCUCGCAGUUUACGAUAUUUUCGAACGUUAGCAAUCUCACUUAUUCGUCGUUGUUUCCCAAUACGCCGACGAUGAUCAAUUGGCACAAUCAAAAGUGCAAUUUGACGCAAAUCAAAACGCAAUGGUUAAUCGACGCCUCGCUCCAUUUGAACCCGAAACUGAAGCAGAAUCCCAGGAAUUACGACAUAUCUUUAUACGCCAUUACGAGAUUGGAUUUGUCUAACAACAAUUUAACGUCUGUACCGUUGGCGAUAUUCCAACUCUACAGCUUAAGGUUUCUCAGUUUAGCCCAGAACAAAAUCGAAAAAUUACCCGUUCCGGUGGUUUCGCCUGUGAAAAAAACCAGCAGGAAGAAACACGCGAGUCCUGAUGAACAAUCGUACUGUUGUCCCGUGUUGGAGGAACUCUACCUGCAGGACAACAGGCUCGAUCAAAUUCCCGAUGCGAUUUUCAAACUACCCUCUUUGGUCACUCUGACGGUAUCGAACAAUAAAUUACAAAAACUACCCUUCGAGGUGUGGCUGGCGCCCAAGCUUAAGGAGUUGAAUGCCGCUUUUAAUUUAAUCAAAGAGCUGCCCGCGUAUCCUGCCGAGUGUAAAGAAGAUUUCGAUAAAAUGAGCGUAAGUUCCAGCGACAGUCAAUUAUCUAGUCACAAUGAGCAAGAUUCCGAAUCGGAGUUGUCGGAUUUCGAUAUAGAAACCAAGUUGAAUUUAAAAGAGGAUGGAAUUCACGCAGUUCGGUACAGGAAGAAAGAGAGGUCGUAUAUCCAAAUGGACUUAGUCAAACACCACAUAUGGAACAAAAGCGUAGAAGUAACCGAGCAAAUUCUCCACAACGACGACACGUCAUCGGAGCACUCCUCCCAACUAUCCUCGCUGAAUUUGGCGCACAAUCUCUUCACCGGCAUCCCCGUGGUGUUGCCGUGCUUGGCCGUCAAUUUGACGCGGCUCAAUAUGGCGUUCAAUUCGCUGAGAUCCAUGUCGCACAUCACCAGCUAUCCCAGUUCGCUGAAGCAGCUCGAUUUGAGCCACAACCAGAUCUCCGUGUGGCCCAGCUUGCCGCAGAUCGAGACCUGCGAUACCAUGGAACUGGCCAAUUUGACUUGCUACAUGUCGGGGACCGGGUUCAGGGGAAAAACACCGGAUGUUAUAAUAAGGAGACAGCCUGGUAGGUCUUUAAGACACAGCGUGCUGCAUUCGGUGUGUUCUCACAGAAGACACUUGAGAUUGGAUAAUUUAAGAACGCUGAUUUUGGCUGAUAAUCAGUUGGUAAGAAUACAAUUGGCUACUGACGAUGAUGGAGAUAUUAGUAGCACCGAUGAUGAAGAUGUUGAAAGGGGUUCUCAGUUGGGGAAAUCUCGUCUCAUGUUUCCCAAUUUAUCCAUGUUGGAUGUGAGCAAUAAUAAUCUGAAGGAGAUUCCUAUGAACAUCAACGAUCUCAGCAAUCUGUCCGUACUAAACAUCAGUGGGAAUUUGGAUAUUAACGAACUCCCCCCUCAGAUGGGUUUGCUGUCACGCUUGUGGAAUUUGAAUACACGCGGUACGAACUUACAGGAUCCGCUCAAGUCGAUGAUAGAAAGCAAAAAAUACAAAACCAUGGACAUCAUCGGCUAUUUGAAAUCCGUCCUAGAAGACGCUAAACCCUACGCCCGAAUGAAAUUGAUGAUAGUCGGCGUCCAGGGCAUCGGAAAGACCAGUUUAUUGGACCAGCUAAGGCAAGAAGGCGUCACGAGACGGAGACCCGAGCAUUGGGCUAAGCGAAUGGGUAAUAAGAACAUCAACGCGAAAACGUCGCGAGGGACGAACAUGUCCACCGUUGGCGUGGAUAUCGGCGAUUGGGUCUACGAAAAGAAAGCGAGAUUGCAAUCGUCCCACGGUCCAGUAAUAUUUAGAACGUGGGACUUUGGCGGGCAGAAAGAAUACUACGCGACGCAUCAGUAUUUCUUAUCGAAGCGUAGUUUGUAUUUGGUGGUUUGGAGGAUUACGGACGGUCAUAGGGGUAUAAACGAAAUUCUCCAAUGGCUCGUUAACAUACAAGCCCGCGCGCCGAAUUCGCCGGUAAUAAUAGUGGGCACUCAUUACGACGUCAUACAAGAAUUUAAUCCGAACAUAUCCGAAGAGUAUCAACAGAUUAUCAGAGACAGGUUUAUAAAUGUCGUAGAUGCCGAGAAAUGCGGCUUGCCUCGAGUAUUGGACACCAUUGAGAUUAGCUGCAAAACGAGGCAUAACGUCAAAUUGCUGUGCAAUUUGAUUUACGAUACGGUAUUCAGUUUACGUCCUCCGGGUAGUAAAGAGUUACUGCUGGAACAGAAGGUUCCUGCAACGUAUUUGGCUUUGGAGGACGUUAUAAAUUACAUAGCAGCCGAAAGGAAAGCCAAUAGCCUCGAUCCUGUGCUAAACGCGGAUCAAUACAGGAAUUUAGUUACCACCGAAAUGCUACAGAGAUAUAACAAAACCUUCAGAGAUUGGUCGGAGUUACAUCAGGCUACUUUGUUUUUACACGAAAACGGUGUUUUGUUACACUACGAUGACGCUACGUUGAAAGAUUUGUACUUUUUGGACCCGCAAUGGCUCUGCGAUAUGCUAGCGCAUGUAGUAACUAUACGAGAGAUAAACCCUUUCGCCAGGACGGGAGUUAUGAAACUGGAAGAUUUAAAGCACAUUUUCAAAGCCAGCAAUAUUGGUCAAUUAGAUACUAGAGGUUACAUCGUUAAUCUUCUUAACAAAUUCGAAGUGGCUAUAACGUGGGAUUCCAGGACGCUUCUCAUACCGUCCCUUCUACCUUCCGAGGAAGAUAUCAUCAUGGCGCAAUUGUAUCCAGGGCAAUUCCAUCCCAUGGUUAAGGUGAAAGUGCCUUUGAGGUCGCGCGGAUGGGCCGUGAGGAGCAAGAAGAUAAGCGUAUCGCCGAAAUCCGUAUUAUACAGCGAUCCAGGAGUUCGAAAAACCUUCGAAUUAAGUCUACCACCUGGCAAACACUCCGCGGAAAGAUGCACCGAACCACCGGAUAAACCCCAGUACCAAAUCAAAUCGAAAUCGUCGGACAGAUCGAUGAGUCGAUUACUGUUGAUGUCGUAUUUCCCGUCCGGGUUUUGGUCCCGACUGAUAUCGCGCAUUCUCGCCGACGAUACCAUCAUCGAUAUCAUACGGUCGUUUUUCAUCGCGCCCAAAGACGUGGCGCAGGACGUCGAAUUGGCCAAAGUGUUGGAUCUGAAGGCGGAAUGGGUGCUGUGGCAGACGGGGUUGCAAUUGAAAUACGGCGACGUGACUUUGUUCAGAAUGAAGGAGGUGUUGCACAAUUCGGCGGCGUUUUACAGGCAGUUGAAGUUUCGUUUGAAACAAGAAGGUGUUUGGACGGAUGUGGAUCUCAUAAACUCGUCGAUAUUAGAAAUCCAUUUUCCGGUGGAAUAUUUAGCAGUACAACCGAUUCUGACCGAAUCCUGCAACGUCGAUAAUUAUAAAAUCAAGGACGAAUUGAUCAUCGAGCCGUCUAUGGAAUGCACGGCGCAAUUGUUGGCAUUGACUGUGGAUCACAUCGAUAUUCUACUGGAAGAUUGGUAUCCUACGUUAGGGACGAGAUUCGUUCACACGUCUGAAGGAAAAUUCCUCAUAACUCGUUUAAUACCGUGUCCGACAUGUUUGGUUGUUUCCGACAACGAACGCAACUUGUGCGAAUUUCCUUCUUCCCACGGACAUUAUUUGGAGCCUCAGGAGCACGAUCAAUCUAGUUUGUAUAGAAUUCGAAAAUCUCAAGAAUCCUGCACGUCCGAAUGCGAUAGCGGCGUUGGUCCUGAUUCGACAAGUUCCAGUCGCAUACCUUCCGUCGAAGGACAUCCUGCCGUAUCACAGGACGAUGAUAAACCGUUAAUUUAUUCCUGGAUGGUAGAGGAGUGCAUUUUGGAGGCGUACGGCAGCAAAAAAGUGAAUUGUCCAACUCACGGAGAUUGUCCGUUAUCUCGAAUCGCUUGCGAUACUAUAUUUAUGGAUUUGGGCGAAAGGUACAUAAUUAGACCGGAGAAUAUAAAAAAAGGUAGACUGUUGGGUAGAGGAGCGUUCGGAUUCGUAUUCAAAGGUACUUGCAAACUACGAGGAUCGAACACCACAAUGGAUGUUGCUAUGAAAAUGCUUCAGCCCGUCCAACCCGGACCUAACGCUCGUCAGUCCGCAGUAAUAGCAUUUAAAGCCGCGCAAGGGAAAUGGGAUAGAGAUCCGCUGCAAUACGCCUGCAAAGCUUAUUGCACGGCCAGACAAGAGCUCAAUAUUUUAUUAAGUCUUAAACAUCCGAACAUUGUACCGUUCGUCGGCGUUUGUACUAGCCCUUUGGCUUUGGUCCUGGAUUUGGCGCCUCAGGGAGCGCUAGAUUUGGUUUUAAGGCAUUACAGAAGGUCCGGCGCCAAGGUGGGCCCCUACACUCUACAGGCCAUCAUUCUACAAGUCGCUAAAGCCAUAGAAUAUUUACACAGGCAGCACAUCAUCUACAGGGAUCUUAAAUCCGAGAACGUAUUGGUGUGGGAAAUGCCGCCGCCUUUUAUGGAUCAUCCCGAUCAGCCCGUUCUUAUUAAAGUAGCCGAUUAUGGUAUAAGUAGAUUGACUUUACCUUCCGGUACCAAAGGUUUCGGCGGUACAGAAGGUUUCAUGGCGCCCGAAAUAAUGAGAUACAACGGCGAAGAAGAGUACACGGAAAAAGUAGAUUGUUUCUCCUUCGGCAUGUUUAUAUACGAGCUACUUACGUUGCAUCAACCGUUCGAAGGACACGAAUCCGUCAAGGAAUGCAUCUUGGAAGGCGGUAGACCAGCCCUAACGUACAGAGAAACGUUAUAUCCCAGUUACUUCUUGGAUUUGAUGGUUCUGUGCUGGUCGCAACAGCCCAAAGACAGACCGUCGGCCAGUCAAAUAGUCUCCAUAGCCAGCGCUCCCGAGUUCACGCACCUCUGCGACGUGGUGUCCCUGAAGCACGUGGCGCCCGUAGUGGCUUGCACCAGCGCCGCUCUGACUCACAUCACGGACGACGGUCUCUCCGGCUCGGAAAUGUGGUUGAUGUGCGCCAAUUCGCGCAUCGAUUUACUGCUGGCGGCGGAAAGGGGAUGGCUCCAAUACCACACUAUGACUUUACCCAUACGAGCCACGGCCGCUUGUACCGUAGGAGAUUCCGUUUGGAUAGGCGAUUACUCUGGAAAAUUGCACGCUUACUCGACGAGCGAUGGUAGGAAGUUGUUUUUCUAUACGCUGGAGAAUCAACCGCACGCACAGGUGGAAUGUUUGUUGUAUUUGCCGUCGCUGAAGAGGGUGGCGUGCGCGUUGUCUAACGGUAGACUGUUUUUGGUCAAUUCAGAAACUAAACCUUUGACGCCCACUGCUGCAGAAGGUUCCUUCGUUAUGACUGAACUCGGUUCGACGUCUGUCAUUAAUUGUAUGUGCGCCGUAACUGACAAGAAAGAAAGUUGCUGCGAACUUUGGUGCGGAGAAUCGGACGGACAAAUAUCGAUCUAUUCGAUAAAAGACAACGUGGUGGCCGGUCACGAAAUCGUCAAUCAUUAUCAACCGAUCAUCGAUAAGGUGGACGUGAUGAACAUCAUUUCCGUGGAUUCGCACGUGUGGUCGUACGUUCGACCCGGUUGUAUCGUUUACCAAUGGGACUCCACCUCCAAAACCAUCGUAAACAAAUUGGAUUGUUCGAAGUUGGUGCCGUGUUCCGAAAGCCUGAAGAGCAUCGCCAUCGAGGAGCACCUGAGUCCUACUAAUUGCCAGGUGACUAGUCUUGUUGCUCUAAACGAUGAACUCUACAUAGGAACCACUUGGGGUUGUGUGAUUAUAGCCGAAAGGUUCAGUUUGCGUCCCAUAACGAUAUUUAGGCCGUACGAAGAGGAGGUUAGGGCUAUAGUACCGUUGCGCGCCGGCUCGAAAUCCGCUCAAGGGAACCAGGAGAAAGUACCGCUGAUUGCGACUAUCGGUAGGGGUUAUAGGAAUCUGUUAUCUAGAUAUACGGAUGUUCCGUUUGCGACGAAUACUCCUUUACCUAGUCCCAUGGUAGGAGCUUUUGGGCCCCCGUGCGUUAAACCAAAUAUGUUCGUUUUGCUCUGGAGGGCGGAGCACUGGAGCGCCGUUUAA